AGUAAUUUGGGGAUAUCUCAAAGCUUUUACUCAUUGUAAAACAUGAAGCAGAAAAGCACGCAAUCUCGGAGUUCUUCGGAUAAACUUACCGUGUAUCGGAAAAAAGAAUUUUUACAAAACUUUUGCUUCGACUGCCGCACAUCCUUAAGUACAGUAAUGAUUAAGACGCUGCAUCUUUUCGUUAACGUACCUUAUUAACUAAGCUCACAGGCCGUACUACUACAAGUAAAUAUCGGACCAAGGUCCAAUAUUCACCCAGAAAGAUCUUAAGCAAGCUUGCUAAAUGAAAGAAUUAGCACUCGGCUGAAAAUAAUCCCAUGAUAGAGAACUGGAAAGACGCCGUAAAGUUCUAGCGCAAAAUUCUAAUUGAGAGCCGACUAAACGGUUAACGUCCAAAUAGCCUGUUUCAGGCUCUCGGUGAGUGGACACAAUCGAAAAAGCGGGCAGGCGAUGAUAGAUCCCUUGAUAGAGAACUGGAAAGACGCUCUAAACUUCAAGUGCGCAAUUCUAAUUGAGAGUCGACUAAACGUUUACAACACGCUUUAACGUCCAGAUAGCCUGUUUCAGCGGGCGGGCGACGAUUAGAGUCUGGGAGAGGAAAGGAGAGAGCCGUAGGUCCCAGACCCCGCUCGUCGUUCUCCCCCUUCCCCCUCCACCCGCUUUGGAUCGUCCCCACUGACCAAGAGCCUGAAAUAGGCUGACGUCGAAAAGAACAUGAAAGAAGAGAAUUAUGAUUCUUCCCCCAUACAAGCCAGAGUUUCCCUCAGAAACAACCCCACGCAACCACACCCAGAACUAAUCAGCUGAUAGUUUAGGCUGAAGAUAGUUUGGGUUUGUCACUCUAAACUUCUAACAACCUGACCUGUUCUUUUAAUUGUUGAUAAAGCUAUGGCGACAAGACACCGAAGUCUACUCUUGCCAGGUCGUUUGCCUUGGUGUGGAUAUUGAUUGGUGUCACUGUUUGUUCUGUGAUGACUGCUACCCUCACCAGUGCGCUAACCAAUGUCAAGCUUGAGAAAUAUGACGUGACAACAGGAAAACGGGUUGGCGUCUUAAGGGACAGCCCGGCUUUUCAGGAUGCCGUCAAUUUGGUCGCUAACAUUACAACUCUUGAAGACCGUGAUGAGAUGUACGACUCGCUGACAAACCAAGAAGAAAUCGACGUGCUCGUAGAUGACAUUUUCAUUGGAAUUGAGUCUAUGAAGACGAAGGAUAAAACGCAACAAAUGUCAGUAGCCAACUUUAUACCACAUAACCGAGCCUACGGAGUGGCGUAUGGGCACUAUGUGUUUCAGGAGGGUAUCUCGGACUGUUUAUCAAAUGUGAUCAAGUUCCGUUACAAUGAUGUGCUUAAAAUCACAAGUAAUUACAUCAAAGAUUCUAAGGUGAGAUGAACUUCUGGAUUUAAAUUAUUCUAUAACACAUCCGGCUCUAGUUUAGUGACUGAUACUGAACCAAUAGCUAUAGAGGUAACGUAGUUUGAUAAAGUUAAGUCUGUAUGCGAGCCAAUUGGCCCAUCAGGCCGGAGCUUAAUUCGGUUUCUGUCAGCAUGAAGUGACUAGGAGUAUUUCUAUUCCCCCUUGGAUUGGCUGGCAGUCCACCGCAGGGCCCCAGCGUUAAGUUCGCCGGUACCCAUUUAUACACCUGGGUGCAGAGAGGCACUGUGAGAGUGAAGUGUCUUGCCUCAGAACACAAAGACAAUGUCCCGGCCAGGGUUCAAACCCGGAUCGCUCGAUCUGGAGACGAGCGCACUAGCCAUGAGACCACCGCGCCAUCCAUAAAGGUAAGGUAGCAAUCACUAGUUGGUUUAAUUGGAAUUCGACAAGAGAGGAUCAAGAAUAAGAGAGUUUACCUCCCAUACAUCUCUUAUUCUCAAGGUAAUCUCUUUUAAGUUAUUUUUAGAUCACUCCUGAUUUCGAAAAUCAAAAGAAGGUUUAGAAAAAACCAAUCCUGUGAGGUGGAUUUUGGUCACGUGGACAGCCCAAGCUGCUUUACACGCAUUUUCAUUCUCCUAGAAAACAUCCACGCGACGCGCGUAGUAUACUUGUCCGCGGAAAAACAGGGUACCAUGUCUUAAAAGAACUCUUUCAACGUGAUAGUUUUUAUUUAUCCAAGUAACAAAAUUUCUCAUUUAACUCUAAAAGGGUUUUUACAUUAAAGAAAGGAAAAGACUUCUACAUUAACUCAUAAUACUGAAUACAAUGGUAAUGAUGGCAUCCGUCGACAGUGAUAUUUGCUCUGUUAACCAUUCAAGCCCGGGAUGACGUCAUAUCACGGCACGUGUAAACAAAACUAUGGUUCAUGGGCAAAAUAAUGCC
Messenger RNA from Orbicella faveolata, 2318 nucleotides. RefSeq lists its product as uncharacterized. Gene Ontology annotation, molecular function: delayed rectifier potassium channel activity. Gene Ontology annotation, cellular component: membrane; voltage-gated potassium channel complex. The record is from RefSeq and is a predicted model, not a curated record. Gene Ontology annotation, biological process: action potential; potassium ion transmembrane transport. Lineage: Eukaryota; Metazoa; Cnidaria; Anthozoa; Scleractinia; Merulinidae.